AUGUGGCCCCUGCGGCCGGUUCCCCGCAGCUCCAUUGGGCUGCUGGCGCUGGCUGCGUGCGCGCUGGUGUCUCGGGCCGACGUGCCAGUUGCUCAUGUCGUUGGCUUUGACACCACGGUGCUGGAGGACGAGUACUGUGCGCGACCCGUUUCAGUGGAUGGAGGGGGCUCCGCGGGCGAUAUGAACACGGCCACGAUGAGUUGCAGCAAACUCAUGGAGUUCGUGUACGUCUCUCGCUUGAAGGUGAAAGAGAAAUUGGAGAUCUUGCUUGCAGCAGCAAAGGCCAACGAGACCGAGUCUGCCGAGUGGAUGAGCAUCGCGCGGACGGUCUCUCGCGCCCAAUCCUUCCUGUCCGCCCACAUGCACGUGGUCGCCGCUCUGGCAACGCAGCGACCCGGGUGCUUCUCGGAGAACAUGAAGUUGCUCUUGACGAUGUCGCUCAGACGGAUGAAGCCCCUGGUCACUGGGCAGCUGGAGUCGCUGUGGCUCGUCACCCAGAGCGGGCCCGAUCAGGCUGGCGCGCUAGUCGAGAGGGGCCUGGACUGGCUCUCCGAGGCGGCGGGGCUCGUGGACGCCGACCUGACGCUGAAGAGCGUGCUCGCGACGUGGAGCGAGCCCUCCGAGGACGAGGCACGCUUCUUCAGCCACGAGGCGGACGGCCGGUACAGCACCCUCGAGGCUCUGCGCCGCGACACCUUCGACGAGUUUGUGCUGGACAGGGGCCUGCUUCGGGCGCUGCUCCAGCACGUGCUGCAGACGGGCGCCACUGUGGCGGACAUCGGGGCUGGUUCUGGCCACUAUGCCAAGUGGCUGAACGACACCGGCCUCGUCUCGGCCUAUGCCUUUGACGGCACGCCUGAGGUCGAGCUCGUCACCAGAGGCUCCGUCCUUGGCAUCGACCUCAGCAGGCCCCUGGGCCUCUGGCAGAAGUUCGACUGGGUCCUAUGCCUGGAGGUCGCUACGAGCAUUCCGCCGGAGCUCACGCCGAUGUUCUUGCAGAAUCUCGACAGGCACGCCGGCGAGGGCCUCGUCAUCUCGUGGACGCAGCCGGGGCUUCGGGCCCUCGGGAGUCCGAAUCCAAGGAGCCAGGCGGAGGUCCUGGCACUCGUGAAGGAGCACACUGGGCUGCACCUAUCCGAGGAUCCACGAGCUCACCGCGCAGCUGCGGGCCGCGAGCGCGGUGCCCUCGCUCGCCGACUCGCUGCUGGUCCUGACGCGCACCGCGGCCCCGGUUGUCGCCGACGACGGCACUGGUGCUUCUGGCGCGGUGACAUCUGGAUGCGCUGCAGAGGACGGCUGGAUUUAUUCGGGCAACGACUUGCAGAUGUUCAGUGGAGUUCCAACGGCCGCUGCUUGCUGCGAGCUGUGCAGCACCAACGCGCAGUGCCGCUUCUGGACCUGGUCGCGCGAGGAGAACCACAACAUGAUGUGUUGGUUAAAGGGAACCCGCGAGUAUCGCAUCAACCACGACGGCUUUGUCUCCGGGGAGCGCUUGG
Molecule: messenger RNA, 1496 nt
Organism: Prorocentrum cordatum
Lineage: Eukaryota; Dinophyceae; Prorocentrales; Prorocentraceae
Source: the annotation of a GenBank genome assembly